AUAAUGUAUUAUAGGUAUUGAUCGUAUGUUGUUAUCUAUAAUACAUGAGAAAUCAAAAGAUUUGUUAUUCAAGUAAUUUCUUAUUUUAUAAAAAGUAUUAUUUCAUAUUUUAUUUAACAAUACAAAUAUAUAAACAUGGGUGUACCAGCAUUUUUCCGCUGGUUAAGUCGAAAGUAUCCAUCAGUUAUCAUUGAAUGUAUAGAGCAGAAGCCUAUUACUAUUGGUAAAGAUUCGAUUCCUGUUAAUAGUACAGAACCAAAUCCAAAUGGUGUCGAAUUUGACAAUUUGUAUUUAGAUAUGAAUGGUAUUAUACAUCCUUGUACACAUCCUGAAGAUAAACCCGCACCAAAAACUGAAGAUGAUAUGAUGGAAGCUAUUUUUGAAUGUAUCGAUAGAUUAUUUCGUAUCGUAAGGCCAAGAAAGUUAUUAUAUAUGGCUAUCGAUGGUGUUGCACCUAGAGCUAAAAUGAAUCAGCAGAGAUCUAGGCGCUUUAGAGCAUCUAAGGAAACGCGUGAAAAAUUAAUCGAAGUAGAUAGAAUUCGUUCAGAAUUAAUUCUAAAAGGAAUUAAUAUACCACCGACUAAAUUAACGGAAGAACAUUUUGAUAGUAAUUGCAUUACGCCUGGUACACCUUUUAUGGCACGCUUAUCAUUGUGUCUUCAUUACUAUAUACAUCUUAGAUUAAACAAUGAUCCUGGAUGGAAAAAUAUUAAGGUUAUACUUAGCGAUGCUAAUGUUCCAGGAGAAGGAGAACAUAAGAUUAUGGAUUAUAUUAGACGACAAAGAGCGCAACCAGAUCAUGAUCCAAAUACUCAACAUGUUUUGUGUGGAGCCGAUGCUGACUUAAUUAUGUUAGGAUUAGCUACUCAUGAACCCAAUUUUACUAUUAUUCGUGAAGAAUUUAAACCAAAUAAGCCAAAACCUUGUGAUAUUUGUGGUCAAAUGAAUCAUGAUAUGAAGGACUGUCAGGGUCUUGCGUCUACUUUGGAAGACAACAAAAUUUUUGGAUCAGAAUGUCAAUUUAUAUUUGUUCGCCUGAAUGUUCUUCGAGAAUAUUUAGAACGAGAAUUAGAAAUGCCUAAUUUACCUUUUAAAUAUGAUUUCGAAAGAGCUCUCGAUGAUUGGGUAUUCAUGUGUUUUUUUGUAGGAAAUGAUUUUCUACCCCAUUUACCAUCAUUAGAAAUCAGAGAAAAUGCUAUUGAUAGACUUGUGAAUUUGUACAAAAAAACUAUUUACAAGACCAAAGGCUUUUUAACAAAUAGUGGUGAUGUAUGUUUAGAUAGAGUACAAUUAAUUUUAUCUGAUCUUGGUAAGGUAGAAGACGAAAUUUUUAAGAAACGGCAACAGAAUGAAUUAGCUUUCAAAGCACGUGAAAGAAAUAAGAAUAGGAGAAAUGAGAUUAUUAGUAAUUAUAAGCCAAAUUGGACACCAGUUGGUCAGUUUGCACCAAAUCAUUUAGGAAAACAAAUUAAACCUAUUGUAAAUGCUCGAUAUGAAGCAUAUCAAAUGCGUAUGCAUGGUAGAAAUUAUAAUACAAGCGCUGAAGAACAUACAUCUCAAGGCACUAAUUCGACUUUGGCUGUAGAUAAAAAAGUUUCCAAGGACGGAAGUUCAGAAAAUCAAGAAAGUAGUGCGAAUAAUAUUAUGAAAAACGAGGAGGAAUCGGAUGAAGUAAGACUUUGGGAAGAUGGUUUUAAAGAUCGGUAUUAUGAAUCUAAAUUUAAUGUACUGCCAGAUAAUUUAGCGUUUAGAAAUAACGUAGCUCUUCAAUAUGUACGAGGAUUAUGUUGGGUUUUGCGAUAUUAUUAUCAAGGUUGUGCUUCGUGGAAAUGGUACUUUCCAUAUCAUUACGCUCCAUUUGCAAGUGAUUUCAUUAAUAUCAGUGGUCUUUCAACUGAAUUUGAAAAAGGAACUGCUCCUUUUCGUCCACUUGAACAGUUGAUGAGUGUAUUUCCAGCUGCAAGUUGUAACCAUGUACCAUCUUCAUGGCAAAAAUUAAUGAAAGAUCCUAAAUCAACAAUCAUAGAUUUUUAUCCGAUAGAUUUUAAAAUCGAUCUGAAUGGAAAAAAAUUUGCUUGGCAAGGAAUAGCUCUUCUUCCAUUUGUCGAAGAAGAAAGACUUUUCAAAGCAUUAGAACCAUAUUAUAAUUUACUAUCGGAAGAAGAAAAGUUGCGAAAUAUUCGAGGUAAUGAUGAACUUUAUAUUGGACCAGACAAUAAGGAAUAUGAUUUUCUUAAAAAUUUAUAUCGUGACAAAAUUGAUUAUGAUGCCGAAAUUGAAAUUAGCAUAGAUGGCAUGCGAGGUACUAUUUUAUUGUCUGAAAAUUGUAUUAGCGAAGGUGCAACACUUCCUUCACCUAUCAAUACAAUACCUGUUAGAAAUAAUAAAAUUAUUUGCGUCAAAUUUAAAGAUCCGAAAUUUGGAAGCGAUUACAUAUUUUCUGCAAAACGAUUAGAAGGGGCUGAAGAACCACCUAGAGUUUUAAAACCUCAAGACUUUGAUCAAAUGAAUCAUGGUAAUAAUCAAUGGAGACCACAAACUGGUUUUGUUCCUUCUAAUAAAGUGGCCUUCUUAGAUGAUCCAGGUCAUCGAAUGUUAAGACAUCACGUGUACAACCCAAGAAACAGAUCACCAGGUGUUUAUGGACGUGUACCCCCACCUUCAUCUGUACAGCAAAUGUCUCAAAUCCCUCAAGGUGAAUAUCCGUCAAAUUACCAAAAGAAUUUGAGAAAUCAUUCUGGUUAUCAAUCCAAUCAAUUACGAUUCAAUUCUUAUCCACAACCUGGUCCAUGGGCAGAUGGUUAUAUGCAGCAUCAUGUAAUGCAACAAAGUUCUCAUCAAUCCUCGUAUAACAACUAUAUGAUGCAACAACGACAACAACAUUUAAUAGAAUCGUAUCAAAAUCAAUAUCCCUCGCCAAACAGGAAUUUCAAUCUACAAUCACAACAAAAUUAUGGAUAUAACAAUUAUCAAGGUGAUAAUAAUUGGAGACACCAAUAAAUUAAAACUUCUAUUGCUGAAGUUUGAGGAUCAAUGCGUGUGUGUAUAAGGGCUCGUUAUUCUUACGAAGAUUAAA
Molecule: messenger RNA, 3076 nt
Organism: Ceratosolen solmsi marchali
Lineage: Eukaryota; Metazoa; Arthropoda; Insecta; Hymenoptera; Agaonidae
Gene: Rat1
Product: 5'-3' exoribonuclease 2 Rat1
Exons: 17
Coding region: 136-3000 (954 amino acids)
Biological process (GO): nuclear-transcribed mRNA catabolic process
Cellular component (GO): nucleus
Molecular function (GO): 5'-3' RNA exonuclease activity; RNA binding
Source: RefSeq, a predicted model, not a curated record